Molecule: messenger RNA, 2285 nt
Organism: Saccoglossus kowalevskii
Lineage: Eukaryota; Metazoa; Hemichordata; Enteropneusta; Harrimaniidae
Product: condensin complex subunit 2-like
Biological process (GO): mitotic chromosome condensation
Cellular component (GO): condensin complex
Molecular function (GO): chromatin binding
Source: RefSeq, a predicted model, not a curated record
CGCAUCUCAACUGACGGCGCCAUUUUUGAUUUCAAAACAUCUCUGAAAGCGAAACUUUUCAUAGGAUUUGUCCAUUAAAUUUCAAUUAAGGAAUUGAAAAGUUAAUACAUACUUCUGCCAAAAUGCCGACUGUACAAGAAGAGAUGAUGUCACCUCUACCCAAUAAUCACUUACCAUCCACACCAGCAUCAGACUUCAUUUCACCAACAACAAAACGUCAUCGUGGCUUUGCUGCUAAUCAGUCACCCAUGCUUCGUAAUGUACUGAUCAAUGAUGACGCUGAAGAACGAAAACAACGCAGACGUUCUAAGGUGCUUGAAAUGCAGAGAUCGUUAGAAAGUCCUGUUGCAACACCAGGAGAUAGGAGGCGUAUUUCUACAGAUACAAGUACUUUAAGUAAUGUACAAGUCACGGAACACUAUUCCAAUUGUAUAAAAUUAUCAGCAGAAAAUAAAAUUAAUGCCAAAAAUGCCUUUCACCUCCACUUAAUUGACUACAUGUCUGACUUGAUCAAAAAGAAGGAAAAAGACGGAGGAAUGACCAAUUUUCAGGUUGCGAGUUGUACAUUGGAUGCUAGUGCUAAGAUUUAUGCUGGUCGAGUUGAUUCCAUCCACGCUGAUGCAUACAAGAUGCUUGGUGGCUUGGGUAGAGAUAGUGACAAACGUACAGAGGGAGAUGGUCCUGGUGUGGGUGAUGAUGAUGAUGACGACGACCUACAGAAAAAAAAGAAACAUAAACGGAUGCGCAAGAAAAACACCAUAGAAACCAAUCUCAACAACAUCAAGGGAAAUCACCUGCAAAUGGAUUUUGAGGUGGAUCCAUUAUUUCAACAAACCUCAGCUGAAUUUGAUGAAGGUGGAACCUCAGGACUAUUAUUAAAUCAUCUGUGUUUCAAUGAUGAUGAAUGUCAGUUAUUACUAGAUUCCAACAGUAUUGCUAAUCUAUCUACUCUGACAUAUACUAAAGAUGAUGAAACAAGUCUUCUCAAUGUUUCCGAUAUCAAAGCUAUAUACAAGUCUCUCAAUUUUGAUAAACAAAUAUGUGCAGAGUUUGCUGGUUUUGAAUUUACUAACUGGAAUGACACAGACGAGGACACUAUGACUAACAUGUUAUCUAAGAUGAGUAAUCAUGAACAUGCCUUUGAUAUGACUGCAAUACCUGAACCUAUAGAUGACAUGUCAGCACAGGAUCUACCACCUGAUGUUGGUGGAUGUGAUUUCAGUGAUGAUGAGGACAUGGGUGGUGAUGGAUGCAUUCCAGGUGGUACUACAGAAAAUAUUAUUUUAAUGGCUGAUGAUAAAGAAGCGCAGAUGGCACAAAAUGCACAAAACAAGAUAAUAACAGAUGGUACGAUAGGAGAAUUAUGUUUACAGCUGGCAUCAGAACCUACGGAGUAUUCUUAUUUUAAUCUUGAUAUGUUAACCACAUGGGCCGGACCUGAACACUGGAAACUAAAGCCUAAACCCAGGGAUUCAUCAAGUCAUGUUUCUGACAAGAAAAGAAAAGACAGAAAGGCAUAUUUUAAGAUAGACUUUGAUGAAGAUAUUAAUUUUGAUAAGCUGUUCACUGUUACUAAGGUGACAACAACAUUGACAAAAACAACCGUUGAGAAGUGGCGAGAGACUGCUAUCACAUUGCCAGCUGAUCUGCAUUACAAUCCUGAUAAUUUAUUCCGGUUAUUUGGACAACCUAAAGUCAUGGUUAAAAGACAAGCUGAGACUGAAACAGAGAAUGAAUCACUGGAUGACGAUAUUGAGAAUUACAACUAUGAAAAUGAAAAUGACUGUAAUAAUUUCUGCCCAAGUGUUGAGGAUGAUGAUGAAAUUGAUGGUAUGAGUGCUGGAGGCAGUGACAUUAGUCAAAACACUAAUUUUCAAAAUAGUUUUGGUGUAAACGAGAGCGUCUUUGAUGCAUCAUUGUUACAGGGCGAUCAUCUCGUAGCACAACCACAUAAGGUUGCUAGAAUUGAUAUUCAGUAUGCCCGCACUGCCAAGAAGAUGGAUGUGAAAAAACUGAAGUACAGUAUGUGGAAUAUAUUAACCACUGCUGAAGAAACUGAAAAUACAGCAUUGAAUGGAAUGUCUGAAAAGACUUCAGUUGCUGGUAAACAGUCCUUUAAAGAUUUAUAUUCUGUUUUGCCGGCCAAAAUAUCCACAACUAUGGCAAAGAAUUUAUCCAUUCCAAUGUGCUUUGUUUGUCUUCUACACUUGGCAAAUGAAAAGACUUUGAAAAUUGAAGAUAUUGAAACGUUCUCUGAUCUCAUUAUUUCGCAAGAUUCUUUCUGA